Molecule: messenger RNA, 366 nt
Organism: Striga asiatica
Lineage: Eukaryota; Viridiplantae; Streptophyta; Magnoliopsida; Lamiales; Orobanchaceae
Source: the annotation of a GenBank genome assembly
AUUCAUCAUCAUCUUCCUCAUCUUCAUGCACCACCUGAUUCCACCACUGACUCAUUUCUUUCAGGCGCUCCUUCAUCCUCCUCAGUCUCUGCAAUUACUACUAGGGCUCUCCGCACAGCUCGGAGACCUCUGAUUAUUUCUCGCCAGAGGAGGACGACGCGAAUACGGCGGCGUGCCGCCGGCCGCCACCACUUGGUGGUUGGCGAGGGGACUGGGAUCGGAAACUGUGCGGUGGACAACUGGCGGGGCAUUUGGAAGAGGAAGCGAAUCUUGAAGAACGUUGUUCGGGGUUUUCUUGCGGCGGGUUCGAAAACGGGUCUGAUUGAAAGGGAAAUUCCGAUUGCGCCGGCGGAGCUGAAGGAUUGA